AUGCCACCCAACCCUUCUUCCAUCGAGAUCCCCACUUCCUACGAAACGCUACCGACAACUCACAUCAAGCUUUCGCAUCAUCCUGUUGGAAGUGCAUCUGCAACUCCCGUCGUGAUUAUCACCCUCAAUCGCCCGGAGAAGCGCAAUGCUUUCACGUCGCAAAUGGCUGAUGACCUGGAGAGGGUCUUCGCUACGCUGGAUCUUGACGAACGUGUCAAGACCGUCGUACUGACCGGCGCUGGGCCUACUUUCUGUGCCGGAGCAGAUCUUGAGAUCGGCUUCCGCGGAGGGUCAGAGAGAGCUGGCGACCAUCGCGAUAGCGGCGGUCGAGUUGCCCUGGCUAUUCACAGAUGUCGCAAACCCACUAUUGCAGCGAUUCAAGGGUCAGCCGUCGGUGUUGGCAUGACCAUGACUCUUCCGGCUGUCAUAAGAAUCGCCCACGAGAAGAGCAAGUACGGUUUUGUGUUCGCCCGGCGUGGCAUUACCAUGGAAUCUUGUUCCUCCUACUUCCUCCCUCGGUUGAUAGGAUACUCGCGGGCCCUGUACCUCGUCUCCACAGGCGGCGUGUUUCCUGCCACAUCCCCUCACUUCAACGGCUUGUUUGCCGAGACAUUACCCGAGCAAGCGCAAAUCCUACCGCGCGCUCUCGAGUUAGCAGUCGAGAUAGCACAGAACGUCAGUCCCAUGGCGUCUGCGCUCAAUCGCGCCCUGCUGUGGAGGGGACCGGAAUCUGCUGAAGAAGCACACUUGUUGGAGUCUAGCGUCAUCUCGCAGAUGUUUGGCUCCAAGGAUCAAAUGGAAGGUGUGAAGGCCUUUUUUGAGAAGCGCAAACCCGAUUUCACGGCCACCUUGGAGGAGCAUGGGCCGGCAAAUUAUCCGUGGUGGCACGAAGUAAACAUUGAUACGAAACCAAAAGCUGUCAAGGAGGCGUCUAAAUUGUAG
Molecule: messenger RNA, 942 nt
Organism: Aspergillus melleus
Lineage: Eukaryota; Fungi; Ascomycota; Eurotiomycetes; Eurotiales; Aspergillaceae
Product: enoyl-CoA hydratase/isomerase family protein
Exons: 4
Coding region: 1-942 (313 amino acids)
Source: RefSeq, a predicted model, not a curated record